Girardinichthys multiradiatus is the source of this 8061-nucleotide messenger RNA. It is a transcript of the gene lamb2, whose product is annotated as laminin, beta 2 (laminin S). The transcript has 35 exons. The record is from RefSeq and is a predicted model, not a curated record. Gene Ontology annotation, biological process: substrate adhesion-dependent cell spreading; basement membrane assembly; cell migration. Bases 113 to 5470 code for a protein of 1785 amino acids. Gene Ontology annotation, molecular function: extracellular matrix structural constituent. NCBI's taxonomy places the organism in Eukaryota, Metazoa, Chordata, Actinopteri, Cyprinodontiformes, Goodeidae. Gene Ontology annotation, cellular component: laminin trimer.
GGUUCUCCCUCACCACCGAGCUCCGCAACAAGUGCUCGGAGGGGAAACGGAGAAGCGGACAUCUGAAACAGGACAGACACGGCACCCAGCCCAGGUUGAUGUGCGCUUAGAGAUGCAAGCCUCGUUGUUAAUGCUCCUCUGCGGCCUGGCUGCUGCAGUUGGCCAGGAACCGGACCAAGCCCAGGGCUGUGCCUAUGGCAGCUGUUAUCCAGCAACUGGAGACUUGUUAGUUGGAAGGGAAAAAAACUUGAAGGCCUCUUCCACAUGUGGCAUGAGAAGAAAGGAGCCAUACUGCAUCGUCAGUCACUUGCAGGAUGAGAAGAAAUGUUUUGAAUGUGACUCCAGACGCCCAUACGACCCAGUCUACAAUACCAUCAAUCACCGGAUAGAAAACGUUAUCACCACAUUCAAACCACACCGCAAAAAGUCCUGGUGGCAGUCGGAGAAUGGAAAGUCAGAUGUUUUUAUUGAAUUGGAUCUCGAGGCAGAGUUUCAUUUCACUCAUCUGAUUAUGACAUUCAAGACUUUUCGCCCUGCAGCCAUGCUUAUUGAGCGAUCAGCGGAUUUUGGUCGAACCUGGCAGAUCUACCGCUACUUUGGUCAUGACUGUGCUGCUUCCUUCCCUGGAGUCUCCACGGGUCCGCUGCGUAACAUCAAUGAUGUAAUCUGUGAGUCACGUUAUUCUGACAUCGAGCCAUCUACAGAGGGCGAGGUCAUCUACAGAGUCUUGGAUCCAGCCAUCAGGAUUGAGGACCCAUACAGCCCCAACAUUCAGAACCAACUGAAGAUCACUAACUUGAGACUGAACUUCACCAAACUUCACACACUUGGAGACAACCUGCUGGACCCCAGAGCUGAAAUCAAAGAGAAAUACUACUACGCCAUAUAUGAACUUGUUGUACGUGGAAACUGUUUUUGCUAUGGCCACGCCUCAGAGUGUGCACCCAUUGAAGGCAUCAGGGAUGACAUAGAAGGAAUGGUUCAUGGCAGAUGUGUAUGUAACCAUAACACAAAAGGUUUGAACUGUGAGCAGUGUGGUGACUUCUACAAUGACCUGCCUUGGAGGCCAGCUGAGGGCCGCAACACACACGCUUGCAAGAAGUGUGAUUGCAAUGACCAUUCAAAUAAGUGCCACUUUGACAUGGCGGUCUAUUUGGCCAUGGGAAACACCAGUGGAGGAGUGUGCGAUGACUGUCAGCACAACACAAUGGGCCGUAACUGUGAGAUCUGCAAACCGUUCUACUACAAAGAUCCCACAAAGCACAUAAGGGACCCCCGGGUUUGCAUAGGUUGUGAUUGUGACCCAGAUGGUUCAGAGAAUGGAGGGUUGUGUGACGGCCACAGCGACCCGUCGCUCAGCAUGGUGGGAGGUCAGUGCCGCUGCAAGGCUAACGUUGAGGGGCCGCGCUGUGACAAGUGUAAGACAGGCUACUUUGGCCUGAGUGCCGACAACCCUGUGGGGUGCCAACCUUGUCGAUGUGACCACAGAGGAACUGUGUUGGGUAGCUCCAUGUGUGACGCAUUCAGUGGCGACUGCUUCUGCAAGCGACUUGUCAUAGGACGCAGCUGUGACCAGUGUCUGCCGGAACACUGGGGGCUGAGCCACGACCUAAACGGCUGCAGAGGCUGUGAGUGUGAUAUCGGAGGCGCGCUCGACAACCAAUGCUCCAUGGAUAGUGGUCAGUGUCGCUGCCGCAGUCACAUAACGGGACGGGAUUGUACUCAAGUGGAUUCUGGAUAUUUCUUUAUGGCUCUGGAUCACUUCCUUUAUGAGGCUGAAUUUGCUAAAAUGGGGCAGGGUUGUACCUUAGAAACCAGGGAACAUCAGGCCGGUCGCCCGGCCCAGUGGACAGAUAUUGGCUUCACUAAGGUUCCUCAAGGUGGCACUUUGGAGUUUCUGAUAAAUAACAUACCAUACUCCAUGGAAUAUGAUUUAGUCAUCCGCUACGAAUCCCAGAUGCCCCGGGACUGGGAGGAGGUGCAAGUAACUGUGAUCCGUCCAGGAUCGAUUCCCACCAGCAGCCCUUGUGGAAACACCAUCCCAGAUGACGACAGACUCACCGUCUCUCUGCCAGCUGGAGCCAGGUUUGUGGUUCUCCCUCAGCCAGUGUGUUUAGAGAAAGGUGUGACCUACACCCUUCGCUUGGAGUUCACACGCUAUCAAGAUGCUAACAGUAUCCUCAAUGGAGCAGACUACGCUGUCGUCCUUGUGGACUCUAUUGCCCUGAUGCCACGUCAUGCCUCCAUGGAGAUGUUUAACACUGGGGAUCUUGCCUCAAACGUCAGGAAGCAGACCUUCGAGCGGUACCGGUGCCAUGAGGGAGCAAGGAGUGUGAUCCGUCAACAGAUCAGUGAUAUCUGUGCUAAACUCAUCAGCAGCAUGUCAGCCAUUAUUAACGACGGAGCUCUGGCUUGUAACUGUGAUCCUCAGGGGUCCAUCAGCACCCUUUGUGAUGUCCGUGGGGGCCAGUGUCGCUGCAGGCCCAACAUAAUUGGUCGGGGCUGUGACAAGUGUGCACCGGGAACCUAUGGCUUUGGACCCUCAGGCUGCAUACUAUGCGAGUGCAGCUUGGAAGGGUCAGUGACCCGACUCUGUGACAAGUACACCGGGCAGUGCCAGUGCCGUCCCGGAGCGUACGGCCAGCGGUGCGACGGGUGUCAGGAGGGUCACUGGGGCUUUCCCAGCUGCCGACCCUGCCAGUGUAACGGACAUGCCAAUCACUGUGACCAGAGGACUGGAGUCUGCAUCAGCUGCAGGGACAACACUGGAGGAGACAAGUGUGACAGGUGUGCCAAUGGUUAUUAUGGGAACCCAAUUUUGGGCAUAUCACCUGGUGGUCAGUGUCGUCCAUGCCCAUGUCCAGAUGGACCCCACAGUGGACGCCACUUUGCUACAUCUUGUUACCAGGACAACCGCAACCGACAAAUUAUCUGCAACUGUAACCAAGGUUACACAGGUGCCCGGUGUGAGGAAUGCGCCCCGGGUUAUUAUGGCAAUCCCUCUCAGCCGGGGGGGCGCUGCCAGCCGUGCCAGUGCAACAACAACAUAGACAUGUCCGACAUGGACGCCUGUGACAGGCAGACUGGACAGUGCAGGAAGUGCCUUUACAACACAGAGGGCCCCAACUGUAGCAUCUGCAAGAGUGGAUAUUUUGGAGAUGCAUCUCGACGCAACUGCAGGAAGUGCACAUGCAACUUUUUGGGCACUGAGCGCAGUCAGUGCAUAGAGCGUGAGGACUGUGUGUGCCAGCGUGCCACGGGCCAGUGUCAGUGUCUGCCGAAUGUUGUAGGUCUGACGUGUGACCACUGCGCCCCCAACCACUGGAAUCUGGCCAGUGGGAAAGGCUGUGAACCAUGCAACUGUAAUCCCAACAACUCUGUCACAUCCUCCUGCAAUGAAUUUACAGGCCAGUGUCAAUGUCGGGAAGGUUUUGGAGGAAAGACCUGCACAGACUGUGAGGAGAACUUCUGGGGAGACCCCAGGACGCAGUGCAGAGCGUGUGACUGCGACUGGCGUGGGAUUGAGACUUCUCAGUGCAACCGGAUGACUGGCCACUGUGUCUGCCAGCAGGGGGUGUCAGGGGUUCGCUGUGACCAGUGUGCCAGAGGCUUUGCCGGCCAGUUUCCUAACUGCCAGCCCUGUCACCAGUGCUUCGGGGACUGGGAUCGCAUAGUGCAGGACUUGGCAGUUCGCACCAAGACCCUUGCAGAGCGGGCCCAUGAGAUUCAAACCACUGGGCUUAUUGGGCCCUAUGAGAAAACCUUCAAAGACCUGGAAGAGAAGCUGGCUCAAGCUCGUGCUAUUGUCAGUGCACGGAAUGCCACGACUACAGCUGUCUCUAUUCUGAUGGAGCUUAUUGAGGAUCUCAGGGCACAGAUUGGUGAGACAACAAAUGCCCUAAACUACAUGGAGGGAGAUUUAACAAUUAUACAGGACCAAAACUCUGAUGCAAGCAAGGAUCUGAAUGCUCUGGAGCGGGAGGCUCGAGAACUGAACUUGACGUCAGAGCAGCUACAAAAUCAACUGGAAAUCCUGAAAAAUUCAAACUUCUUAGGAGCGUACGACAGUAUCCGCAGCUCCUACAACAUGUCUCGAGAUGCUGAGCGGCGUGCCAAUGAAUCAACAACCACCAAACCCAGCGCAGUCAGUCAGUCUGCAGAUACCCGCCGCCGAACCGAGCGCCUCAUCAGCGCAAAGAAGGACGACUUCAAUCGGAGAAACGCAGCAAACAAGCGUGCGCUGGGAGACCUGAAGGCCAAAGCACAGGGGCUGGACAUGAAGAAGCUCAAUGAGAAGGUCUGCGGUUCUGUGGGUGAUGUUCCCUGCACAGACAGUCCCUGUGGGGGAGCUGGCUGCCGGGACGACGAAGGGAAUCGUCACUGCGGAGGCCUGAACUGUAACGGAGCUGUGGCUGCAGCUGACAAUGCUUUGGAAAGAGCCAAACAUGCAGAGAAGGAGCUGAACAAGGCUAUGGGGGAGAUGCAGGAACUCUUUACCAAGGUGGCAGAAGCUAAGGCCAAGGCAGAAGAGGCUAAGGGUAAAGCCCAAGCUGCUCUGGAUAAAGCCACUGCCACGAAGAACAAAGUGGAACGAUCCAACAAUAACCUCAGAGACCUCAUCAAACAGAUCAGGGACUUCCUCACUCAGGAAGGAGCAGACCCAGACAGCAUUGAGGCAGUGGCAAACCACGUGUUGGAGCUCUCCAUCCCUGCCUCACCCCACCAGAUCAGGCAUCUCGCUGAUGAAAUCAAGGAUCGGGUCCGCAGCCUUUCAAACGUGGAUUCCAUCCUGCAGCAGACACAGGAUGAUGUUCGAAAGGCGGAGAAACUGCUGCUGGAUGCCAAGAGGGCAAGGCAUCAUGCUGAGGGGGUAAAAGGCACAGCAGAGACAGUGAAACAGGCCUUGGUGGAUGCUAAGACUGCCCAGACUUCAGCUGAGAAGACCAUAGCGAGAGCCAAGGCUGACAUUAGAGAGACUGAGAACCGACUGGCACAGAUUGAGACAGAAGCAUCCAACAGUGAGAAGAACCUGGAUGAUGCCAUGGGUCGCCUCGGCACACUUGAACAGGAGAUCAACGUGCUGAAGACCAAACGAGCCAACAACAGCAUGGCGGCAGCCCGAGCUGAAGAGACAGCCACCAUGGCCCGAGACAAGGCAAAUGAAGCCAAGCAGAUUUUAGACGGCACGCUGACAGACAAGUUCAAUGAGGUGCAGCAACGAGUUGACACCAAGGCCAAGGCUGUGCGAGACGCCAAGAAAAAGGCAGAGAAUCUCCGAGACGAAGCGAAGGAGCUACUCAACGAUGCGCGGAAUAAGCUACAGAGACUAGCGGAGCUGGAGAAAAAUUAUGAGGAGAACCAAAGGAAGCUGGAGGGCAAAGUUCAGCAACUGGAUGGUUUGGAGGACAAGAUGAGGAGCAUCCUCAGUGACAUAAACAAGCAAAUCCAAAUCUACAACACGUGCCAGUAAAUCAGCUCAUCCAAAUCCACAAGGAAAGACAUUCGUUAAUGUUAUUCCAUUUUCCCCUUAGACAUAGAAACAUGAUUCUAGACUUUAAAGAGAAAAUGAAUCACUCUGUAAAUCAUUGUCAGUCUGGUGCGUCCAGUUAGUGUUCUUUUCCCAUUCAAGUGUUUGCUUAUUCCUUGUUACAAAAAACACAGCAAAAACUGGACUAAAGAUUGUCACUGAGCACAUAUUUAAUUUACAUUUAGUUUUGCAUGUUAUUUUUGCUUUUAAUUUGGAACACAACUUUGAAUGUAUGCAUUUAAGUUUUGAAAAACCAUUAUCCUGUGUUACAUUUUAAGUAGUUAAACUCAGACAGUACAAAAUAGUUCCUGGUAGAAAGCUUUAAAAGAAACUCAUUGCAGAGGCAUCAGUUCACAGAUGAUUUUAGAAAGCUCCAACAAUUGGUUUGAGUACAUUUACUUCAUCCCACAUCAAAACAUAAUUUGUUUUUAACAUAAUUACUGGUGGAACAAAUAUUGGUAUCCCCAACUAUUACCUUAAAAUAAAUAUACAAGAAGUAAGCCUUAUUUUUCUUUUUAAUUUUUAAGGUUAUCGGAGUUUCUAGGAACUUUAGAGCAAUAAUCCAGAACUUUCUCUUGCUGGAAGUGGACUUAUAUAUAGCUUGGCAGCACACAUAGGGAGCAGGAUGGUAAGAGAGGUAAAAAAACAAAAACAUCUCCAGUACCGCAGCAAAGAGUGCCAUCUUGGAAUCACCUGGGGCCUCAUGUCUGAAGUGUACUUAGGCACAAAAACCUUGCGUAAGUAUGUAAUGUCUUACACAAAACUCAGCAUCUACUAAAUCCACAUACAUUUUUGACCUGCUGUGAAACUACAGAGAAUUAAAAAUCACCUAAAUACACUGAAUUAUGACUCCAUUCAGCUUUAUGUCAUUCAUGGAGCAUCGAACCUGAUGUUUUUUCAUGAGUUUGAGCUUUUAUGGUUUAAACCUGAGCGAUCAAACUGAAUCACAUUUAGCCUCAUACAAUAAGGAAACACACUUCAAAAAAUGAUGGAAACAACCUCAAUCGGAUGGAAACUGUAAAACUUCCUAUGUUUUUGUCAACAGUAGAUGUAAUUGUGCAUCGGUCUGUGCGCUGAGGAGCACAAAAUGCUUGUGAAUCAUCUAAGGGGCACUUUUGUUCUCACUGAAAGAGAAAACUGUGUUAGAUCCGAAGAUUAAUUCCAAACAAGUCAGGUUUGAUGAUUCCUAAGGUCGAACAGCAGUAGACAAUCACCCAUGUCCAUAUAUAGGUGUGAAGGUUGCGUGUAAUUGUGGAACGAUGGCAGCUUUGGCUCAGUUGAAGGACAUCGCCAAUGGAAGAAGUCGGAGGGAGGUUUUUUUUUGAUCGUACCGAUCUGCUGGCACAUGACGAUGCAUGGUUUAUCAGCCACUUUAGAUUGUCCAGGGCAAUUAUUUUGAGUUGUGCACAGAGCAGGCCGCAGUGUUGCAGAGGGAAACCAGGAGGAACCAGUAGGUGCCAGUUUAAGUUCUCACUACGCUGCGGUCCUUUCACCCGGAGCUCAUGAUCAUGAACUCUUCCUAGCUGAAGAUUUUAAAUAAAAAUCUGGUGGACUCUACCAGUACACUGAAAAUGGGUCAGAGAAGGGGUCCCAACAAUUGUUCCACUGAGUGUUUUACUAAAUGAUUUAUUUCUUAACUUAGCAUUAUUCCCCUAAAAAAAUAAAUGCACUGAAAUUAAAGGUUGGAUUUGAAUCUUAUUUUGUAACAUGAUAUUAAGCUGCCGUUGAGGUGUAUUCUGAGCUGAGCUCAGCAACACGUUAUUGCUGCAGAAGGUCCAAUUUUUGUUUUUUUAUUUCAAACAAUCCAAAAAAAAAUAAUUUCUGCACAACACACUAAUUGUGAGAUGAAUAACUAGCAGCAUUCACUGAUGACAGGGAAAGUAAAUAAAAUGAUUGUUCAGUCAAAACUGCUCAUGGUGUGAUUUAGAGAUCUAAUUAUGGUCAUUUCUAUAAAAAUCUUAGGCAACAAACCGAUCAGCUUAAUAGCUUUCCAGUGAUAACUAACAGGAAUAAAAUACUCUAUAAGCAGAGUACAUAAUGUGGUCAACAUGUGUGACAUUAUUUAAAAAUAUCUGCAGAUGUAACAAACGUGUACAUUAGGUAAUACUUUAUAGAGUAUAAUAGAGUAUAUAACCUUUCAGUAUAAAGGUUAAAGCUGUUUCUAAAAUAGCCUAGAAUUAGAGAAAACCUCUUAGAGUCUAUCCUACUGUUAACCCUGUGCACCUUUAAGGUUGGGAGUAGAGGAGCAGCUUUCUCACAUACUGUAUGCUGUGAUGGAACAAGCUAGACCUGCUGUUACUGAUAUGUGAUACUGAAGUGAAAGUAAUUAAAUACUGGAUUUAAUUGUGCCUUAUGCUGUCAGUAUUGUGGACAUAUUUGCUUUGUGCAUGAGAGUUUGUGUUUUACAGAAUGUGAUCAAGCCAAAAAUCCUUUUUUACAUAUUUCAGCUGAGUAACAAUGACUGGUCAUUGCCAUGAAAAUACCAAAGGAACCUUGUUAAGUUUUGCAGUUUUCUGAAUAAACAUAAAAAUUAA